This is a messenger RNA of Macrosiphum euphorbiae (potato aphid), 255 nucleotides long. NCBI's taxonomy places the organism in Eukaryota, Metazoa, Arthropoda, Insecta, Hemiptera, Aphididae. The record is from the annotation of a GenBank genome assembly.
AUGUCCAACAACAGUGACGGUAACAGAUUGUCUGGACGCGGCGACGUCUAUCGUUCUACCAUAACAAGUGGGGAGGUGGACCCGUGGCAACAGUCGACGGCGGAAUACAAAACAUUAGCUGACAAAAGUUCUGAUGACAUUUUAUCUGAAUACUUAUUGUUGGAGUUGGGGCAGAGUAAAAAGGAAAUAUUCAACUUUGUGCAUUUAAGCCAGUCAAUGCGAGUAGCUAACAUCAAUAGUAAGUUAUUGAUUUAA